Hansenula anomala is the source of this 906-nucleotide messenger RNA. RefSeq lists its product as uncharacterized. The record is from RefSeq and is a predicted model, not a curated record. Gene Ontology annotation, molecular function: zinc ion binding; glutaminyl-peptide cyclotransferase activity. NCBI's taxonomy places the organism in Eukaryota, Fungi, Ascomycota, Saccharomycetes, Phaffomycetales, Wickerhamomycetaceae. The transcript has a single exon. The annotation marks the transcript as partial.
AAUCACUUCAUGCAUUUGAACAAAACAAGGGUUCCGGGGUCUAAAGAAUCGAUUGAAGUUCAAAAUUACAUUACAAACCACUUCCAAACACUGGAUGAAGCAACGGAUGGUGGAAUACCCUGGGAAGUGGAGCUCGAUAACUUUCAAGAGAAUGGAUACAAUUUUACAAACCUUGUCUUUUCGAAAGACCCUGUCUACUCAACAAAUACGGAUAAAUCGACCAAAUAUAUUGUUAUCGCAGCUCAUUAUGAUUCUCUUAUUCAACCAAAAGGAUUCAUCGGUGCCAUAGACAGUGCGGUGUCUUGUGGAAUUUUGCUAGAUUUAGCAGAAUCAAUAUCCCAAUCUAUCGAUGAUAUUUUCCAAGACUUUGCUUACGACAUGAAUAUUGGUAUCAAGUUUGUGUUUUUUGAUGGUGAAGAGGCAAUUGAAAGAUGGUCUCCAGAAGAUUCAAUUUACGGUGCUCGUCAUCUUUUUUCUAAAUGGAAAGGUCAAUCCAUCAUUAACCAGAUAGAGUUAUUCUUAUUGCUAGAUCUUCUAGGUGCUCCUGAUGUCAAUUACGUACCAAGUUAUUUCUCAGCUACUCAUGACAAUUACAAUGAUCUUUCCUUGCUUGAAAAUAAAUUGAUCCAUUUUUUCCCAUCACUUUUUGACACCAGCCAAUCAACAAGUCAAAGUUAUCAAAAUAAAUUCCUAGCACCACCAGCAGAGAAUUUCAAGAGGGAAAAUAAUGGAUUCAUUGAAGAUGAUCACAUACCUUUUUGGAAAGCUGGGGUGCCCGUCCUUCAUUUGAUUCCCGAUGUUUUCCCAAAACAAUGGCACACAAUAGACGAUGAUUUCAAUCAUGUUGAUUUGCAAGCGAUACAGAGAUGGAAUAUGCUUUUAACGGCCUAUAUUCUCGAAUACCUG